AAAUUGGAUUUUGUCGCAAUACUAUAGGAUGAAAAAGCAUCAUGUUCUAUCCAGAUUAUAAAGAAUCCUAGAGGCUCAUUAAUGGAUUCAUUCUUAGAUGAAGGGUAAUAUUGCUAAAAGUUAGAUUAUUUUGAAGUUUGCAAAUAGGAAUGCUUCAACCUGUUUAUUGAAUGCUGGUGUAUCCUUUUCAUAUUGAGUUGCACAGACAGUUUUGAAGCCAUUUAAAUAAAGUCAAAUGCUUAUAAAAAUUAUCAACUUCUACACUUGCCUACAACUUGUGUUUGAAAAUUUUUUGUGCGAAGGAAGGACCCAGAAGGCGUGCUUGGUCCACCCCAAACGGGGCAUUUCACCAGGUUCGAGUUUAAGAGGCGCCUCGAGAGAGACGCAGAUGCCCGCGAAGCCUUCCAACAUUAAGUCCGUGAAGAUAAAGAAUGCCAUCAAGCCCUUCGACAAAUUGAAUGAGGAAUUCUUUGCACAACUCAAAUUCGAGUCAGGACAACUUUGAUUUGAUGUUGACAAAACAUAGACAGAUUGAGCUGGAGGCUCUAGAGAAAGCCAUACAAGAAGGAUUAGGUUUGUUAAUAAUAAUUAGAAGAAAAAAAAAGUGUAGGAAUUUACCAAAGAUAUAUGCUCACGCCUUGCUCCUAUCUUCUAAUACAGAAGCCUAUGAUAAGAUGCAAGGUGAACUUGUAAAAGCCAGGGCAAGCCUAACCAAAAUCUUGACAUCAAAGGAUGCCAAAGUAACUGUUGACAAGAAUGAUGACAUUUAUGAAGUAUGUCAUCGUGUCUUCAAACAAAAUGAUAAAUCUAUUCAUAUUCAACCUAGAUACUGUUUGAAAUGUGGUUCUUACUGUGAGUUGGAGUCUUUGCAUGCUGCAGUUGGUUGCAGGAUGCAAUAUUGUCGCAACAAAUUUGAAUCAAACAUCCCAUAUUCUAUUAUUACCUUUGUUCUAUUGAUAUUUUGGAUUUUCAGGCACCCCUUGUAUUACAGACUGUGUGAUGGCAGAACUCGAGAAGUUAGGCCAAAAAUAUCGUGUAGCUCUAAGGUAGAUGUUAUGUCUUCUUGAUUAUUAGUUUAUAUUUUCAAACAUUUGAGAUUUACAUAUAAAAAGGGAAAUCCAUUGCAUGAGGGGGUUCCCUUAAAGUGAGGUAUGGGGAGGGUAGAUGUAUGUACCCAUGAUUUGGGUUUCUAUAUUACUGAUUCCCGGUGUUCCAAUAAUGUACAUCACCAAAUGCAAGUACUCAAUUGAGCGAUUGCCUAAAGCAACAAUUCGUGGAGGUAGAUACUCUUAUUUAGUGAAA
Molecule: messenger RNA, 1302 nt
Organism: Glycine soja
Lineage: Eukaryota; Viridiplantae; Streptophyta; Magnoliopsida; Fabales; Fabaceae
Exons: 5
Coding region: 459-1067 (202 amino acids)
Cellular component (GO): chloroplast stroma
Source: RefSeq, a predicted model, not a curated record